Messenger RNA from Scomber japonicus (chub mackerel), 4069 nucleotides. Its product is annotated as protein Hook homolog 2-like. The transcript has 22 exons. The record is from RefSeq and is a predicted model, not a curated record. NCBI's taxonomy places the organism in Eukaryota, Metazoa, Chordata, Actinopteri, Scombriformes, Scombridae. Gene Ontology annotation, molecular function: dynein light intermediate chain binding; microtubule binding. Bases 142 to 2268 code for a protein of 708 amino acids. Gene Ontology annotation, biological process: cytoskeleton-dependent intracellular transport; cytoplasmic microtubule organization. Gene Ontology annotation, cellular component: centrosome; cytoplasm.
CGAAGGGGGAGGUUAGGGAUAGCAGGAGGCCAUGGCUGAGCUGUAAGUGACGUGGAAAGUGUUUGGAGACAGCAGCAAACUUCCAGUCUUGAGAGCAAAAAACGCUUCGCUUCUCUGUCAGCUGCCCCGGGGGACAGCAGAAUGAGUCUGGAUAAAGCAGAGCUGUGUGACUCUCUGUUAACCUGGUUACAGACAUUUCAGGUGCCGUCAUGCAACAGCAAGCACGACCUAACGAGCGGAGUGGCCAUCGCACAUGUGCUGCACAGAAUAGACCCCUCUUGGUUUAAUGAGACAUGGCUGGGCAGGAUCAAGGAGGAGAGCGGGGCCAACUGGCGCCUCAAGGUCAGCAACUUGAAAAAGAUUCUCAAGAGCAUGCUGGAAUAUUACCACGAUGUGUUGGGUCACCAGGUAUCAGAAGAUCACUUGCCGGACGUGAACCUCAUAGGAGAGAUGGGAGAUGUCACCGAACUGGGCAAGCUGGUACAGCUCGUAUUGGGCUGCGCUGUCAGCUGUGAGAAGAAACAAGAGCAAAUCCAGCAGAUAAUGACACUUGAGGAAUCUGUCCAGCACGUUGUCAUGACAGCCAUUCAGGAGCUUUUAUCAAAAGAGCCUUCAUCUGUACCAGGAAGCCCAGAGACCUACGGGGACUUUGACUACCAGUCCAGGAAAUAUUACUUUCUAAGCGAGGAGGCAGACGAGAAAGAGGACCUGAGCCACCGCUGUCGAGACCUGGAGCAUCAGUUGUCGGUGGCUCUGGAGGAGAAGUCGUCCCUACAGGCGGAGACACGCUCCCUGAAAGAGAAGCUGAGCUACUCUCUGGACACCACCACCACUGCUAUCACUGGCAAGAAGCUGCUGCUGCUGCAGAGUCAGAUGGAGCAGCUUCAGGAGGAGAACUACAGGCUGGAGAACAGCAGAGAUGACAUGCGUGUGCGAGGGGAGAUUCUGGAGCGCGAGGUGACCGACCUGCAGCUGCGUAACGAAGAGCUGACCAGCCUGGCGCAGGAGGCCCAGGCCCUCAAAGAUGAGAUGGACAUUCUCAGGCACUCAUCUGACCGGGUGAACCAGCUCGAAGCGCUGGUGGAGACGUACAAGAGGAAGCUGGAAGAUCUGGGAGACCUGCGCAGACAGGUGCGCCUCCUGGAGGAGCGCAACACCGUGUACAUGCAGCGCACCUGCGAGCUGGAGGAGGAGCUCCGUCGGGCCAACGCCGUCCGCAAUCAGCUGGACACCUACAAGAGACAGGCUCAUGAGCUUCACACCAAGCACUCAGCAGAGGCCAUGAAAGCUGAGAAGUGGCAGUUUGAAUACAAGAACCUUCAUGACAAGUAUGACGGGCUGCAGAAGGAGAAAGAACGUCUGAUCUCAGAAAGAGACACACUUCGGGAGACAAACGAUGAACUCAGGUGUGCACAAGUCCAACAGAGGUGCCUCAGUGGAGCAGGAGGCUUGUGUGACAGUGAUGCCACAGUAGGAAACCUUGCUGCAGAGAUCAUGCCCACUGAGCUCAGAGAGACAGUGGUGCGUCUACAGAGCGAGAACAAGAUGUUGUGUGUCCAGGAGGAGACCUACAGGCAGAAAUUAGUGGAGGUGGAGGCAGAGCUGGAAGAGGCUCAGCGCAGCAAGAACGCCCUGGAAACUCAGAACAGGUUGAACCUGCAGCAGAUCUCAGAGCUGCGUUCUCAAGUGGAGGAGCUCCAGAGAGCGCUCCAGGAGCAGGACAGCAAGACGGAGGAUUCAUCUUUACUGAAGAAGAAGCUUGAGGAGCAUUUGGAGAAGCUCCAUGAAGCCCAUUCAGAUCUCCAAAAGAAGAAAGAGGUCAUUGAUGAUCUUGAGCCUAAAGUGGACAGCAAUAUGGCGAAGAAGAUAGAUGAACUCCAGGAGAUCCUGCGGAAGAAGGAUGAGGACAUGAAGCAGAUGGAGGAGCGAUACAAGCGCUACGUGGAGAAGGCGAGAACGGUGAUCAAAACCCUGGAUCCUAAGCAGCAGCCGGUGACUGUGACUCCUGAUGUUCAGGCUCUGAAGAACCAGCUGACGGAGAAAGAGAGAAAAAUCCAGCACCUGGAGCAUGACUAUGAGAAGAGUAGAGUCAGACACGACCAGGAGGAGAAACUCAUCAUUACUGCAUGGUACAAUAUGGGGAUGGCGUUGCAUCAGAAAGUGUCUGGGGAGCGGCUGGGCCCCCCAAACCAGGCCAUGUCCUUCCUCGCCCAGCAGAGGCAGUCCACUAACGCCAAGAGAGGCCUUAUACGACACCAACCAAGAUAAGACCCCGCACCUGUACCCCGACAUCGAGGACAUGAUCAGGGCAUGGCAACAUGCCAAAAGAGAUGACAAGGUGAUCCACAGUAGACUCCUUUCUCUGCCUUUUAUGCCUUCACUACUGGAUGCUGUACCUCAAAGAAUAUGUUUCAUGCUGCUGAUGCCCCCUGGUGGCUUUUAAUGGUAUGAGACUUAUUAUUUUAUCUCUGGAGCCACAGAGGAAAGACACACUACUGUACAAGAGGAGAAAUAACUGGAGUUGAUGAAUUGUCAGGUCUGACAAAGAGGCUGUCUCACCUUUUAAGGUGACUUUUAUUUCUUUGUCAUUUGGCCUCAUUUCCAUUUAGGGUCUCUUAAGUCUUUUUUUUUCUUUUUUUACUUUAAAUGUUUAUGUUAAACAAUAGAACAUAAUGUGAAGUAGUUUAGUCAAGGUUACAGUUCAAAUAUGGGAGACAAGAGAGGAGUAAUUAAGAGGAUCAAGACCCUCCCCUCUUCCUGUAUCAUUACUGCCUGUCUGAAAGUAAAUCAUGAUAGUGUUCAGGAGAGAAGUGGUCUAGAUGUAUAUGUAAGCUCUAAUGAAGACCUAAAGUUACCCAGGCAACCCCAGUACCUCCAUAUAUAUACAGGCGACUGAUCAAAGAUUAUCACAAUGCAUUACAGGGUGUUUUUCAAUUUGUUUAGAAUUUUCUUGUAGGUAUUAUUUUUGUCUUCUCGAUCAUGUGAUUUUGGGUGUUUGUUUGUUUUUUUAUUUGAAGGACUUUGAGAAGAUGUAAAGACCAUGAGGGUGCAUUCUGGCUUUAGUCUGGUUUUCCUUUCAUAUUCACUUGAAUAUUAAUAUUCGUAUAAGAAUUUUCACAAGGUAUACCAAAGCACUUUCCUCUAAUAAUGAGUUUAUUUGUUCAGUGCCUCGCGAAAAAUACGCAAAAUACUCCCUCCUAUGGUGAAGUUUGGGAUAUUUGCAGUGCCCUCGCUCCCUCUCACAUAGAUUCAUUUUACUUCCAGAACACACUGCAGGUUUGUUUUCUGUGUGUAAUUUUUCUCAACAAUGUAAUUUGUUUCUUCAUUUUUUUAAAUUUUUUUUCCAAUUCUUCUUCUAAAGAUUGAAACAGGGUGUUGGUUUUCGGUAGGACCUAAAUGCACUCACCACUUUAGACUUUACACUGCUAAACUGUAUGAAUGUAGGCAACUAAAUCAAUUGAACACCUUCUAGUUUGUCACAAAUACAUAAUGUGCUUAAGUCCCCAAUGAUAAUAACACUAAAAAUAAUGACUCAGCUAAUGGGUGUUAAUUGCUGCUAGACCUCAUUUAACGUUUAACUGAACUGGAAGGAAAUGUGUUGACUAAUAUGCUGGAAUUUAGUGUUUGGACACAUUGUUGAGCCUGGUAUGUAUCAGAUUUAUCAACAUUACAUCCACUUUUAUUCACUACUGGUUCAUUUUCAACAGAUGUAGUCACUUUUUUAGUCUUCGUCUUAGUCAUCUGUCCCAUUUCAGAGCUGCUGUUUUCUGACUUGUCCUUUAUCCCUGUGAAUGUUAGUGCUGUAGUCUGCGCAGACCAAAAUCCUUUUGUGUGUGUGUGUACACAUUUUUUAUACUUGCGGUUCAUUAUUUGAUUUGAUAUUUAUGGUGUUAUCUUUGCAGCUCAUUUGCAUGGCUUGAAGGGUUAACUUUUAGGGUUGUCUGUAUAUCAUUUAAUGGUCGAGUAGAUUAUAACAUACUGUACAUCACACAGGGAUCUGAGGCAAGUUAAACAUUUGUAGUCCUGUCUGUUCAACUUUUGCACUACAAAUAAAUGGGAUCUUAGAUAA